AUGACUGAAGGGACAGACGCUUCAGUGGAAAGACCUGCAUCAGCCUCUGGUCCCACAGACAUGGAGGGGUCCAGUGACAAGUUCUUCUGCUGCAGGUGGGUGCGUCACAGGGUUCCACUGGCCCACAGAGAGGAACUAUACCACAUCCUGAGGAUGACAGGGCCCCUGCUGCUCUCUCGAAUCCUUCAUUACCUGCUUCCAUUUGUGGUUACAAUGUUCUGUGGGCGACUGGGAAAUGAAGUGAUGGCUGGCUAUGGAUUAGCUUCUGCUACCAUUAAUGUCACCACUGCAGCAACAGGAUUUGGUCUGGGGCUGGCAUGUGAUACUUUGGUGUCUCAGACAUUUGGUGGUAAGAACCUGCUGCGGGUGGGAGUGAUCCUUCAGCGAGGCAUCAUCAUCCUGCUGCUGUUUUGUUUGCCCUGCUGGGGUCUGCUCAUUAACUCUCAGGCCAUCCUGUUGUGUCUGGGUCAGGACCCUGAGGUGUCCAGAAUAGCUCAGCUGUAUAUUACAGCAUACCUUCCAGCAGUACCUGCAAUUUUUCUGCAUCAGCUGCAGGUGUCUUAUCUGCAGAACCAGGGUAUAAUAUUACCACAGAUGUAUACUGCUGCCAUGGCAAACAUAGCAAAUGUGGUGACAAACUAUGUAUUUCUUCACUGGCUGGGUCUGGGGGUUAGUGGAUCUGCAGCAGCCAAUACCCUGUCUCAGAUUUACAUCUGUGGUUUUCUGUUUGCUUACAUUUGGUGGAAGAAGCUCCAUGUAACAACAUGGGGAGGCUGGUCUGUAGAAUCAUUGCAGGAGUGGGGCUCCUUCAUGAAACUGGCCAUUCCCAGCACACUGAUGACAUGUUUUGGGUGGUGGGUUUAUGAGUUUGGGGGAUUUUUUGCAGGAAUGCUAAGUGAAGAUGAGCUUGCAGCCCAACAUGCUGUGAUGAUGGUGUCAUUCAUAACCUACAUGUUCCCGCUUGGUAUUCAAGCUGCAGCGUGCGCCCGAGUGGGUAAUGCUCUCGGUGCAGGAGACACUGCCAGGGCGAUCCUCACCAGCAAAGUAUCCCUCUCUCUCGCAGGUGCCUUUGGUGUUGUUGAAGGUCUUGUGCUCGGCUUCACUAAAGCAGUGAUUGGCUUCUUGUUCACCUCUGAUGAGAAGAUCAUAGGCCUUGUCUCUGACUUGAUGAGUGCUUAUUGUUUCCUUCAGCUCUUUGAUGGUCUUGUGUGUGUAUCAAUGGGCAUCUUCUUGGGCGCGGGCAAACAGAAGAUACCAGCUGUGGCUAAUUUCAUUGGAUACUACGGCAUAGGACUUUCACUCAUUGUUACUUUAAUGUUUGUUGCAAAACUGAGAAUUAUAGGUUUUUGGCUGGGACUGCUCAUUUGUGUAAUUUUACAGUCCACCUUCUACAUCAUUGUCAUCUUCAAGCUGAACUGGAAGAGUAUGACAGAGGAGGCUGUGAAACGAGCUCAGAAGAAGACACAUGUGCCAUUAUUAAACACAGCUGCCCUGUCAGACGCUGCGGGUACCAACACUGCUGGUCAAACAGCAACUAAUGGGAAUUCAGGGGAUGGCUACAUGUCUGUGAGUACCGAGCACCACAAUGGGGACACAGAGACACAGUGUGGACAUGUGGUCCAACAGGUGAAGGCUGACCGUCUCUCCAUUACCCAGCUGAUCCUCAGACGAGGCCUCACUAUGUUUGCGGCUGUUGCUCUUCUGGCUGUGGGAGCAUCUGUGCACUUCCUUGUGCCUUUGCCAGAGAUCGUGACUUCAGAGGCCAACUUUACAAUGGACUGGAUCAAUACUACAUAUACCCCUGAUCAAAUUCUCUCUACUGUGCUGGACUCCUGAGGAGUCAGGACAACCUUGAGAGCAUUGA
Messenger RNA from Thunnus maccoyii (southern bluefin tuna), 1864 nucleotides. RefSeq names its product multidrug and toxin extrusion protein 1-like. Gene Ontology annotation, molecular function: xenobiotic transmembrane transporter activity; antiporter activity. The record is from RefSeq and is a predicted model, not a curated record. Bases 1 to 1836 code for a protein of 611 amino acids. Gene Ontology annotation, cellular component: membrane. Gene Ontology annotation, biological process: xenobiotic detoxification by transmembrane export across the plasma membrane. The transcript is spliced from 17 exons. NCBI's taxonomy places the organism in Eukaryota, Metazoa, Chordata, Actinopteri, Scombriformes, Scombridae.